Molecule: messenger RNA, 1139 nt
Organism: Sorghum bicolor (sorghum)
Lineage: Eukaryota; Viridiplantae; Streptophyta; Magnoliopsida; Poales; Poaceae
Product: protein SPEAR1
Exons: 5
Coding region: 175-759 (194 amino acids)
Molecular function (GO): DNA-binding transcription factor activity
Source: RefSeq, a predicted model, not a curated record
UAUAUUUGCCCUGCAAGGAGAUCUCUUCCUUCCCAUUUUAAAAGAGUCUCGUGCAUCAUUCAAUCAACUCUCUCUCUCUUUCUCUCUCUCUCACCUCCUCUCCGUCUUCUCCACCUAGCUUUGUUCAUCUUGUUAUCCCAAGUCUUCCUUCUAGCUAGGUCUUCGGUCUCGGACAUGAGUGGGAGCAACUUUGGGGACAGCAUGGGGUGGAGUAGUGGGAGAUCGUCUGGCUCGAGAAGGGGCAAGAGAGGCGGCAGCGGCGGCGGCGGCACCGACAAGCCCAAGCAACCGCAGCGAGGGCUCGGCGUGGCGCAGCUUGAGAAGAUUAGAUUACAGAGCGAAAUGGCGGAGUACUUCCAUCCUCUCGGCCAGCCCCCCAGUUUGAUCCACCGAACGGGCAGCCUCAACUUGCAGGAGGAUGCACGGGCGUCGACGUCCUCGCUGUCGUCGUCGCCAUCUUCCUCCUUCCAUCCUACCACCAUCUCGUCGCCGUUCCCAAUCCAUCAAAAUUUCGCGAUGCCAUACGGAGAGAGAGACGUACGAUAUAGUGAAUUCCAAGCUCCCAUCAUAAGAUCACCGAGCAGCAGUGCUGUCUAUGGCAACCCACAUUACACGCAGCAUCCUAACAUCACAUUGCCUCUCUUUGAACCACAGGAAUCAACCCGAUUGAAGGGACACCAUGAUCGAAGUCAGUCAGCAGAUUCAACAAGUUUGAACUCCGACGACCCACAAGACGUGGACCUUGAACUCAAGCUAUGAUCCUAAAAUGUUCCUAGCUCCUUUCUCCUCUCCUUCGAUGUGAUCUUAUGUGAUAGAUUUGUUAGUCUUCAUGGCCUUUUCACUUGUGGUGCAAUAAGUUUCUGAAUUGGUGCCACUAGUCAGAACCAAUGCAAGAGGAUUUGCCGCCUUCUCUGUAAUGAUAUAUGAUGCCUGCUGCCAGAAGAGAGAAAUAGUAUUAACGUGCUUUUUUAAUCAAGACAUGCAUGUUGUGCAUGGGCAUGGGAUCUGGUGAUCAUAUCUAGCAGUUGUUCUGAUUGUACUGUGAAGCAUAGAGAUGUGUUGACUCUUGCCUGCAACUGCAAGCAUACACUGACACAGUUGGUAUAUGGGUUUUCAUUAAUUUAUGCAACACAAUUUCA